Molecule: messenger RNA, 1754 nt
Organism: Bemisia tabaci
Lineage: Eukaryota; Metazoa; Arthropoda; Insecta; Hemiptera; Aleyrodidae
Gene: PolD2
Product: DNA polymerase delta subunit 2
Biological process (GO): DNA replication; DNA strand elongation involved in DNA replication
Cellular component (GO): delta DNA polymerase complex
Molecular function (GO): DNA binding
Source: RefSeq, a predicted model, not a curated record
CGUAAGUAUUCCGCUUUAAAUCACGUACUUUUGUUUUCAAUAAUUAACUUUGUUACUCUGUCAUCUAUAUUUUCUCUCAGUAAGUCUGUUCUGCGCUGGAUUCGUGUAAAUUAUUAAAGUAAUCAUUCGACCAUUGCAUGCUGCCGAAAAUGUCACCUAGUAUAGCGGACAUGGAUGCUUCCGGUGAAGUGAAGAGAUUGGAUUGCGAAUACAAAGAUUUGUCAGCGCCUUUUCGGCUCCAAGAAAGAGAUUAUUAUCGCCAGUUCUUUAAUCUGUAUGCUGUUCGUUUAAAUAAAAUGAGGGAAUGGCUCCUAGCUUGUGUUGAAAAAAAAUGGGGAAAGAAGUAUGCAGUGAAGCGACUUACUGAUCUGAAAGAAGGCGAUGAUAGUUGCAUUUGUGUAGGCACUCUAUUUAAACAUCAGGAACUAAAACCGAGUAUCCUCAAAGAAAUUAGUGAAGAUAACCAAUUGAUGCCUCUACCAAAGCGGACUCACUUUGUAUCGGAUGAAGACAAAUUAAUUUUGGAAGAUGAAUUACAACGAAUGCCCCUUAUAGGGAGUCUAAAUGUUCACGAACUUGUAACAGGUUGCGUCGUGGCUGUUCUUGGCAAGCCGUCUACCGGUGGCAAGUUUCAAGUGGAGGAUGUAUGCUGGCCCUCUCCCACAAAUCCUAUUUAUUCAACUCCUCGCGUUCAAAAUGAUAGAUUGUUAGUUUUAGUCAGUGGUUUUGAUCUGGUAGGUUCAUCAGACUCGGUCUUUCCGAUUGAAUUGUUUAUAGACUGGGCCACUGGUCUAAUUGGGAACCCUGCUGAUCAAAGUAGAAUUGUUCGAGUGAUUGUAGCAGGAAAUUCUUUUCGUUCACAGUCAGAACCUGAAGCAGACAUUUUUGCAAAAUUUGGAAACACAACUCAAAAAGAUAAUAUUAAUGCGAAUCUUCUUGCCGCUCGACAAUUAGAUGAUAUAUUAAACCAAUUAUCGACCAGUGUUGAUGUUGAAUUAAUGCCCGGAGCUUUUGAUCCUACAAAUAAUUCUCUACCUCAGCAGCCGUUACAUUUUUGCAUGUUCCCUAAGGCUUCAAAAAACAUUACUUUUCAUGGAGCAACAAAUCCACAUAUGUUUGAAUUAGGCAGUCGACUUGUUGUUGGGACAUCUGGUCAGUCAGUUGCAGAUAUUACAGCCUUCAGCAAGAUUGAAGAUCCUCUUGUAGCCCUUGAAAAAACUCUGGAGUGGGGUCAUCUUAUGCCAACUGCCCCAGACACCCUAGCAUGUUAUCCUUUUUACAAAGAAGACCCAUUCAUAAUGAACAACAAGCCUGAUAUUUACUUUGUCGGAAAUCAAGAUUCAUUCCAAACGAAAUUAGUCAAUUCAUCAGAUGAAGAUUCCCCUACCAGACUUGUUUGCGUUCCCAAAUUUGCCACAACUUUUACAUGUGCGGUCGUUAAUUUAGCAACUUUGGAUUGUUACCCAGUGUCGUUCAAUGUUAAAAAAGUUACCACCGGAUAAUAAGGACCUUCUUAUUGUGUUUUACAAUCAUGAAAAAAAAUAUUUUAUCGUACUAAUCCCAUAAGGAUUUUUCUCCGAUUAAUGUAAAGUUUUAGAGUAUAAAAUUUACCAGCUCCAUUUUAUUAUGUCAAUUUUACUUUUAAUUUCUCUUAUUGCAAUAUUCAAUAAAAAUGUUCACAAGCAUCAAUUUUUUUUCCACGAAAAAUUUCAUAUAAGACAGUGACUUAAAUAAAUUAAGGAUUCGUUUUUAAA